CUUUCACAAUAUUCUCAUUACUGUGAUUUGUGCAUGUUGUUUCUUUCUAUUUUGAGAAUUGGAUUUCAAUACUUUGAUUGUUGUUUGAAACGCAUGAUGAUCAAAGCUAUAAACGGAGAUGUGGAUCUGCUGGGUUUGUUUAUUUUGUUCUUUUUGAUUAAGAUUCAGACUUGGCUUUAUGAUCAGCUCUGUUUUUGUUUUUUGUUUUUUUGUUUAGCAAUGAGAUUGGUUAAUGUAUUUACAUAUAUAUGGACCUGCAUUGUGUAGAUUGAGAUUGGAAAAUAUCUGAUUCUCUCUAUCUAUAAUUAAUUUGUCUUGGGUUGAUUUGUUAGCAUAUAUGUACUAUGUAAUGUAUCUCUGUCAAUGAAUGGCAAUUACAAUAACCUGUGCUUACGCAUGAAAACGCAAAAUUUAGACUACAAUUAGAACUGAUUUGGAUUCUUAUUGUGUUUCGACUUUAAUAUAUUUAUAUAUGAUUACCAUUACCAAUGAGUUAUAGCUCAACUAGUACUUCCUAAUGGGAUGGAUUGGAGGGCGAGGUCAAGGUUCAAGACUCACGGGGUGCAUGUGUAACUCAUCAAUACAAAAAAGAAAGAUGAUUGAUUGCUAGUGUUAUUCGGAUAACAAUAGGGCUAUAAUUAAUUUGUAUCUUAUAAUAAUGGGAGUUCACUACCAUACCAGCAUUCAGAGAAAAUGAAAAUAAGUUGAGGGCAAAGCUGGGAUUCUGCAUUAAUUUUUUUUUUAUUGAUUACUCAUAUAAGAAGGAUAUGCUUAUGUUUGAAGAAAUAGACUAGAAUUAUAAGAAGGAAGUUGAGUAAAUACCUCAAGAAUGGUAUGUGUUCAUGUGCUACAUUGAUAUGUUAGGGUUCUAUGACUGUUUUGGUUGUACGGGAUAGCAUUAAACAAUAUGAUCCAUGCUUGGAGUACAUUGCUAGUUUCCACCUAAAAAUUGUGCAUGUAUGCAUUAUUAUUUUGUAGCAAAAUUGUGAUCUCUCUCUCUUUCUCUGCUGCGUGCUUCAUAGAAAUGAAGAAUAGAGGCCUGUGGUUGAAAUAUAUUCUGGUGUAUCAGUGGUAGAAGUUGCUGGUUGGCAGAUACUAUUCGUUCUAUAUUUAGGACAAGACUAGUUCAUUGGCAAAAUAAAGAAUUUGAAAGAUGCUUUGGGAUUCUGUUAUGAUACCUUCAUCUUAAAUGAAGACAGCUCAUGCAUUUCACCCAGGCAUAAAAGAUAUUAUAAUCAUGUUUGGAUCACGACAGAGACCAAAUUUAAAGAGGCCUACAUGGAUUAUUGUAUUGGUUUCUUUGGUGAGCAUUUUUCUGAUUGCUGCCUUAGUUUACCCACCAAGAAGAUCUGCAGCAUGCUCUCUCUUUUCUUCAAGUGGUUGUGCAAUGAUUAAAGAGCAACCAUAUGUUCCAUCACGGGAAUUAACUGAUGAUGAGACUGCAGCUCAAGUUGUUUUUAGAGAAAUUUUGAAGACACCUCCUGUUCAAUCAAAAACCCCAAAAAUUGCUUUCAUGUUUCUGACUCCUGGUUCAUUACCUUUUGAGAAGCUCUGGGAUAAGUUUUUCCAUGGCCACGAGGACAGAUUCACUGUUUAUGUACAUUCAUCCAAGCAAAAACCAGUACAUGUAAGCCCCUACUUUGUUGGUAAAGACAUUCGGAGUGAGAAGGUGAGCUGGGGGAAAAUUUCCAUGGUUGAUGCAGAGAGGAGGCUUUUGGCAAAUGCACUUACAGACCCUGAUAACCAACAGUUUGUGUUACUGUCUGAUAGUUGUGUACCCCUGCAUAACUUCGAGUAUGUGUAUCACUAUCUAAUGUAUACAAAUGUCAGCUUUAUCGACUGUUUCAUUGAUCCUGGUCCACAUGGAACUGGGAGGUAUUCAGAGCACAUGUUGCCUGAAGUUGAAAAGAAAGAUUUUCGGAAGGCUUCACAGUGGUUUUCCAUGAAGCGGCAGCAUGCUAUCAUGGUUACGGCAGACAAUCUUUACUAUAGGAAAUUCAGGCUUUACUGCAAGCCAAAUAUGGAUGGGCGCAACUGCUAUUCUGAUGAGCAUUAUUUGCCAACUCUUUUUAAUAUGAUUGAUCCCAAUGGAAUUGCAAAUUGGUCUGUAACACAUGUCGAUUGGUCCGAAGGAAAAUGGCAUCCCAAAGCAUAUAGGGCUCGAGAUAUUACUUAUGAGCUCCUAAAGAACAUUACAUCCAUUGACGAGAGCAUACAUGUCACUAGUGAUGGAAAGAAAACUGUAUUGGUCACACCUUGUUUGUGGAAUGGGAUGAAAAAGCCAUGUUUUUUAUUUGGCAGAAAGUUCUAUCCUGAAAGUCUGGAUAAAUUGCUGCACUUUUUCUCCAAUUAUACAACAAUUUAAGCCUUUUCUCUAUCAGCAUUAUUCUUUGCUGGAAUCAACAAUCACAUCAUUUGAUUCUAGCCCUCACCUUUGUUACCCCAGAUAAUGUUUGGAUAAAGAUUGUGAGGUUCACUUUCCAGAUAAUCUGGGUGCUUCACUAUAUAUAAAAAGUUUUAGCUGAAAGGAGGCAAGAAGCUGAACGGUCAAGAUUUUGAGGAGGCUGCCAGCUUGUCAUUGAUUUUUCCAUUUGUCGCUGAUUCAUAGUUUUCUGCCUAUUUGUUUGGGGUUAUAUAUAUUCUGAACAUAAAAUUUUUAUUUUUAAUUUAAUUAAUGGAUUUUUUUUUAU
Quercus lobata is the source of this 2690-nucleotide messenger RNA. Its product is annotated as Core-2/I-branching beta-1,6-N-acetylglucosaminyltransferase family protein. The record is from RefSeq and is a predicted model, not a curated record. Gene Ontology annotation, molecular function: glycosyltransferase activity. Gene Ontology annotation, cellular component: membrane. The coding region runs from base 1190 to 2365 and encodes 391 amino acids. The transcript is spliced from 11 exons. Lineage: Eukaryota; Viridiplantae; Streptophyta; Magnoliopsida; Fagales; Fagaceae.